This is a messenger RNA of Myotis myotis, 2535 nucleotides long. RefSeq names its product ferrochelatase (gene FECH). The record is from RefSeq and is a predicted model, not a curated record. Lineage: Eukaryota; Metazoa; Chordata; Mammalia; Chiroptera; Vespertilionidae. Gene Ontology annotation, molecular function: protoporphyrin ferrochelatase activity. Gene Ontology annotation, biological process: heme biosynthetic process. The transcript is spliced from 11 exons. Bases 98 to 1369 code for a protein of 423 amino acids.
GUGCGGGCGGCGGAGGGGCGCCCUGGGCUCGGUGCUGGGGCCCCGCUGAGCGCGCCGCCACGGCAGGGAUCCAGGGCCGGCGGAGGCCGCCCCGGGAAUGCUCUCGCUCCGCCUCAACAUGGCUGCGGCCUUGCGAACCGCGGGCGCUCUGCUCCGCGACCGAAUGGUGCCUGGCAGCUCAAGGGCCCGACAGCCAUGGAGGUGCCAAUCAGAUGCAGCAGCCGCAGCAGUAGCCACCACAGAAACAGCCCAAAGUGCCAGAAGCCCAAAACCUCAAGUUCAACCGGGGAAGAGGAAGCCGAAGACUGGGAUACUGAUGCUAAACAUGGGGGGCCCUGAAACCCUCGGAGACGUCCACGACUUCCUCCUGAGGCUCUUCUUGGACCGAGACCUAAUGACACUUCCUAUUCAAAAGCUGGCACCAAUCAUCGCCAAACGUCGAACCCCCAAAAUCCAGGAGCAGUACCGCAGGAUUGGCGGCGGAUCCCCCAUCAAGAUGUGGACUUCCAAGCAAGGAGAAGGCAUGGUGAAGCUGCUGGACAAGAUGUCCCCACACACAGCCCCUCACAAAUACUAUAUUGGAUUCCGGUACGUCCACCCUUUAACAGAAGAAGCAAUUGAAGAGAUGGAGAGAGAUGGGCUUGAAAGGGCUAUUGCUUUCACGCAGUACCCACAGUACAGCUGCUCUACCACAGGGAGCAGCCUAAACGCCAUUUACAGAUACUAUAAUGGAGUGGGGAAGAAGCCCAUGAUGAAGUGGAGCACAAUUGACAGGUGGCCCACGCAUCCCCUCCUCAUUCAGUGCUUCGCAGACCACAUUCGGAAAGAGCUGGACUGUUUUCCACCCGAGAAGAGGAGCGAGGUGGUCAUUCUUUUUUCUGCCCACUCACUGCCAAUGUCUGUGGUCAACAGAGGGGACCCCUAUCCUCAGGAGGUGGGCGCCACUGUCCAGAAAGUCAUGGAGAAGCUGGGUCACUCCAACCCCUACCGGCUGGUUUGGCAGUCCAAGGUUGGUCCGAUGCCCUGGCUGGGUCCUCAGACAGACGAGACCAUCAGAGGGCUUUGCGAGCGGGGGUGGAAGAAUAUCCUCCUGGUCCCCAUUGCGUUUACCAGCGAUCACAUUGAAACACUGUAUGAACUGGACAUCGAGUACUCUCAAGUUCUAGCUAACGAGUGUGGAGUUGAAAACAUCAGAAGAUCCGAGUCUCUUAAUGGAAAUCCAUUGUUCUCUGAGGCCCUGGCCGAUUUGGUGCACUCACACAUCCAAUCAAACGAGCUGUGCUCCAAGCAGCUGGUUCUGAGCUGCCCGCUCUGCGUAAAUCCUGUCUGCAGGGAGACUAAAUCCUUCUUCACCAACCAGCAGCUGUGACACCCGCCAGAGGACCCCGUGGGAUUAGGCAGAUGCCAACCUGCAGAUACCUCUGACUCGGAGGAUGCAUUGAGAGCCUGAGGAAGGGGGUCACAUUAGGGCACGGGCAGCCUUUGGGCACACAUCCUGUGAUUUCUUGAGGAACGACUCUGAAAUCCCGAUUGAGGGUUUUCUACUUUAUAUGCCAAUGCAGUAAACACGUAUUAGUAAACACAAGUUUCUCAUUGGAAAUGGCCACUAUGCUAUUUAAACACUGAAUUUUAAAAAUGUAUCUUAUGAGAGGCACACAUAUUUUAAAUAUAGAUUUUGGUUUUAUUGCCCCCCAAAAACCUGCAAGGGGACGGAGGGUCCCGGCUGUGGGCUGUCAGUGUGAAUGAGGUCUGCUUACAGGCCUCAUGCAUAUAGUUGUUUUGUUUGUUUUUAAGUGGACAUAGUUGAGCAAAUGCAAUAUAAUUUGAAAAAGAAAUGUUACCUAAUCUUUCCUAGGCCCGUGGGUUACAGGAUGCUGGUGAGGGCCGCUUUUGCCAGUGCUGUGACCUUUCAUGGUUAUUUGGUUCUAGUGUGUGAACCUCUCUUUCCUCACCAUCAAACCAAAUCCAGGCAGAUUCCAAAAGUGCUCUGAGCUUCCGAGGCGCACAAGACUGAUAAGCGUGUGGAAGUCCAGCCUCUGUCAUUGGUGGCUGGAGGGAGUCUGUGCCACGGGAACAGGGCUCCCGCUGCCUCUUGUCUCUGAGGACUCGAAGCCGGGGAAUGCUGAUGGUGCCAUUCACUGUUCAAGCUCCUCCCAGGACCCUGGACCUUUCCCUCAACCAUCUUCUUUAUCUUGGUUGACUGUCUCCUUUCUGCACAUUGUUUGAAGAAUUGUUUUUAUAAAGUUAACUGUGUUUCGUAACCUUGAAUUUUCUUAAUUUACGAUUUUAAUUACAAAAUUAUAUUACAUGCAAUUGGAAAUUUGAAAAGUAGAGAAAAGAAAAAUAACCAUUCUAAUGCAGCAGCUAGUACAUCAUAUUAUCUUUCAUGUCAUUCUUUUCCUGUGGGUGUUUUUAAUGCCAUUAUAACCUUGAAUCUGAGUGAAAAGUUCUAAAAAUGUAGAAAUAAUAUAGGAUCAGAGUCUGAUCUUCUGUACUUGGAUUUGAAUGGAUUAAAAACGUCUGAUAGAUCCAUAA